AAAAAGUGCAUUUGUUCAUCCAUCGCAACACUAUUAAAAUAUUCAACAUCUUUCUCGCUCUAAUCCUCUCUCGCUUCCUGUACAUUUAUAUUCCUUAUUCCACCACUUACCUAUUUCAAAGAAAAGAUGUCUGACAAUGUGGCACAUGCGCUUGCCGGCGCCGGCGGAGGCAUCAUCUCCAUGGCAGCAACAUACCCGCUGAUAACCGUGGGCACCCGACUGCAGGUGCAACGCAACACCAAGGACUCGACGUCCUACACGGGUAAUAUGGACGCCCUGCGCAAAAUCAUUGCCACAGAGGGAGUCGCAGGGCUCUUUUCCGGCCUCGAGUCCGCCAUCUUUGGCGCAGCCGUGACCAACGGCGUGUACUACUAUUUCUUUGAGGCUGUCAAGGCGGCCUUUGAACGCGCGUCGCAGCGCAAGAGCAUGAGCACGGUGGAGAGCAUGGUUUCAGGCGCCGUCGCUGGAGCCAUGACUUGCAUCAUCACCAACCCCAUAUGGGUAGUCAACACCAGGCUGACAGUCAAGCAGAAGAAGCUGCAACAGCAGGACGACAAUACUGGCGAAAGCGGUAACAGGAAUGAGUCGCCGUCAACGCUGCAGGCGUUUGCCGAGAUUAUCAAGGAGGACGGCUUUUUGUCGCUGUGGCAGGGCUUGAUCCCGGCCCUGAUCCUGGUCAUCAACCCGAUUAUCCAGUAUACGGCGUUCGAGCAGCUGAAGAACCGUGUUGAACGAGUGCGCAGGCUUGGGUCAUUGGACUUUUUUGUUCUCGGCGCUAUCUCCAAGCUAUGCGCCACCAGCGUCACAUACCCGUACAUUUUGAUCAAGUCGCGGAUGCAGCUGAAACAGUCUAAGAACGAGAACGAGCGCUACUCGUCGUUGGCUGACGGUCUGCGCAAGGUCAUCGCUCAAGAAGGCAUUGCUGGCUUGUACAAGGGCAUCGAGAGCAAGCUGGUGCAGUCAGUGCUCACCGCAUCGAUCCUGUUCAUGUCCAAGGAGGCCCUGUUCUCGUAUGCCGUCAAGCUUCUGAUUAUUCUGGGCGCGCGCAAGUCAAUUGCCAGUGCGAGAAAAUAACC
Kickxella alabastrina is the source of this 1076-nucleotide messenger RNA. Its product is annotated as mitochondrial carrier domain-containing protein. Gene Ontology annotation, cellular component: peroxisomal membrane. The record is from RefSeq and is a predicted model, not a curated record. NCBI's taxonomy places the organism in Eukaryota, Fungi, Kickxellomycota, Kickxellomycetes, Kickxellales, Kickxellaceae. Gene Ontology annotation, molecular function: FMN transmembrane transporter activity; coenzyme A transmembrane transporter activity; NAD transmembrane transporter activity. The coding region runs from base 127 to 1074 and encodes 315 amino acids. The transcript has a single exon.